CAUUGUGUGGUGGUGGGUGUGAUUCGAUGCAAGUCUGGAGCGGAGCGGCUCCCGAGUCUCCGCAUUCCUGCCUGACGUCACGGAGCCUGGCGGUGGAGAGUUUCGGGGCAUUUAAAGUGGGAGGCGGGUUGUUUGCACCGCUCGCUGUUACCCCGAGGAGGCGAGACAAACAACAAACAAGGAGAAGUUGUUGUUGCCGACGUUGUGGUAUGUGGGGCUAGGGUGCGCUCAGGCAGCUGUGGGGACUCGGGAAGUGCGCGGCUCCCGCACUGUGCAAUAAAGAGGGAUUCGCGUUGUUUCCCUUGCUGGAAGUGUGCUUUCAUGUAGCGGCGGCCCCGCGACUGCGGACACCGUCGCCUGCCCAGCCUGCAUUGACCCUGGCCUCUGAAAUGACGGAGAGCUCGUUCUCUUGGAAAGAGACGGACAUCGACGUGGUGGGCGAUGAGGGUCGGGGGUCUCCCGGAGACAAGGACUCGGAGGGAGGUAGGAGCGCUGCCUCGGCUGCGGCGGGCGUGGACGAGGUGAAGGCAUCGUCUAGGAACCCGCUGGUGAAGCCGCCGUAUUCUUACAUCGCCCUCAUAACUAUGGCCAUCCUGCAGAGCCCGAAGAAGCGGCUGACCCUGAGCGAGAUCUGUGAGUUCAUCAGCAGCGGGUUCCCAUACUACAGGGAGAAGUUCCCCGCCUGGCAAAACUCAAUUAGGCACAAUCUCUCUCUCAAUGACUGCUUCGUCAAGAUGCCCCGGGAGCCGGGCAACCCGGGCAAGGGCAACUACUGGUCGCUAGAUCCCAACUCGGCCGACAUGUUCGACAACGGCAGCUUCCUCCGGCGGAGGAAGAGGUUUAAGCGACAGCAGAUCGGGAUGUUGAGGGAACACGGCGCGCUGCUCCCGGGAUUCGGAUACGGACCUUACGCUUAUGGCCUUCAUAUCCCCAGCGCCGGCCACCCGGCGCUCGCCUUCCAUCACCAUUGUCCCAUCCCAUCGCCCACGGGGGUCUUCCCCUCGCUCUCCGCCCUCAUCCAUGGCAGCGAGUUCACCAGAAAGCCGCUGCCGCCUCGACUCGGCCCCGAUUCCCCAGCUCAGCCGACUGUCAAGGUGGAGUGUACCUCUCCGCUCGCCACUUUUUCAAUAGACAACAUCAUGAGCCCCGCUUCUCCACCGCUCUACCCAAGGACGGCUCAAGGUCCCGUACUGCCCGUCAUCUCUGCUCUGCUCUCGCCUUCGCACGGGUUGUUUAACAUAGGUUAUGACCGCUUGCAACACGAAGCGAACUUUGCAAACAAAAUAAUCCAACUCAGCAGCCGUCAUUAUUGAGGGAACCUUUGGCGUUCAGAAGACGGGGAACUGGCACAAUUCUCCUUCAUUCGCGUCUUCAGAGGAUUUCGGGAGAGACCAGUGGAGAAUACAAAGCAAAUGGUUUGAUGUGAAGUCAUGACGCAUCUGUACAUUAAUCCGUGUAAAUAUUGUAUCUGAAAAAAAAACCCGGAGCCGUGUUUAAUUAUUAUUGGAACGGAAGCGUUUCCAGAGCCACUGCCCCGUGUAAAUUAUUGUUAGUCGUGUCCGGGGUAUUUUCAUAGCCUUUGUACAUCAACUGGAACGUAUCAGCAUUAAAUUGUUUAUGUUCAAUAA
This is a messenger RNA of Amblyraja radiata (thorny skate), 1628 nucleotides long. RefSeq names its product forkhead box protein D2-like. Gene Ontology annotation, biological process: cell differentiation; anatomical structure morphogenesis; regulation of transcription by RNA polymerase II. The record is from RefSeq and is a predicted model, not a curated record. Lineage: Eukaryota; Metazoa; Chordata; Chondrichthyes; Rajiformes; Rajidae. The transcript has 2 exons. Gene Ontology annotation, molecular function: DNA-binding transcription factor activity, RNA polymerase II-specific; RNA polymerase II cis-regulatory region sequence-specific DNA binding. Bases 390 to 1313 code for a protein of 307 amino acids.